Brachypodium distachyon (stiff brome) is the source of this 2552-nucleotide messenger RNA. RefSeq lists its product as uncharacterized. The transcript has 10 exons. NCBI's taxonomy places the organism in Eukaryota, Viridiplantae, Streptophyta, Magnoliopsida, Poales, Poaceae. Bases 617 to 2212 code for a protein of 531 amino acids. The record is from RefSeq and is a predicted model, not a curated record.
ACAGUAUUAAACCCAGCUGCCUUAGCAUCAGAUUCUCUCAUGGCUCAGCCAACACAACAGUGCCAGCGCGCGCAGGGCGAUUGCGAGGCCAGUUCCGCUUUGUCCCCAUUUAUUGCUAGUUUUCUUGCUUCCCUUUUGGUGGUGGUUCUUGUUUAGUUAACCGCCCAUACCAAUCGCCAAUCCCCAAGCCGCCAGGCUGCUGCCAAACUCCAACCACCACCGGGCAGUCAGCAGACCGCACUUCCUCCUGCCUCUCUUGGCAGUUCUUGCGUGGGUGCCGCUUUCAGUUCUCCAUAUCUGCAGCGGUUCGUUGUGCUUUCUGGAAGGAGGUUCACUUUUCUAACUGUUUUGUUCCCGUCUUGCCAAGUUUGGGGGUUGGAUAACUUUGAUUGGUCUUGAAGGAAAGAAAGGAAUUGAGCAAGUCUCGAGUUGACCGAGGUUGUCAUGGAGCCAUCCACUGGGCUCUGGGUCUCUGUCUGGAGCUGUUUCAAGUUCUUGCCGUUCUUCUGUGGCCUUCUUCUCCUGGGGAUCAUCAAAGGUGUUUUGUUUGGCCCAUGGGCAUGGCUUAUUAUGACGGUUGGAAUUUCUGCAAUCAUUCUAGGAUUAUGGCCUAUGCAUGUGGUUUGGACAUACUAUUGCAUCAUCAGGCAGAUCCAAGUUGGUGGGGCCUGUUGUAAAACUUCUGCUUCUUAUUUCUGCAUCUGGGAUUUUAGUGCUAUGGCUGAUAGUUGGCAUCGUUGGAAGCGUAAUUGCUGGUUUAGUUUAUGGUUUUCUAGCACCAGUAAUGGCCACAUUUGAUGCUGCUGGGGAAGGAAAAGAAAGGCCACUAGUUCACUGUCUUGUGGAUGGGACAUGGAGCACUAUCACAGGAAGCUGUACCGUAGUCAGGGACCUGAAAGACAUGCUAUUCCAUUCGUAUUUUUCAAUUAUGGAUGAUUUACGUUUUCAUGCACCUCCUGGUGGAACGCCAUUUGAGAUAAGAGUGCUUGACAUUCCUGGUGCAGUAUUUGCUGCCGCAUGUGGACUCUUGACGGAUGGAAUAAUGUUCACAGUAAUCGCCUUGUACAAGUUACCAGUGAUGCUUUUUAAAGGAUGGAAGAGACUAAUUGAAGAUCUAGUUGGCAGAGAAGGACCUUUUCUUGAAACAGCUUGUGUGCCUUUCGCUGGUCUUGCUAUUCUUCUCUGGCCAUUUGCCGUUUUAGGAGCCUUUCUAGCUUCCAUCAUCUCCAGUGUUCCUCUAGGUGUAUAUGCUGCCAUUGUGGUUUAUCAGGAAUCUUCACUUCUCAUGGGACUAUUUUAUGUAAUAUCAUCAGUGUCCAUCUUUGACGAAUAUACAAAUGAUGUACUUGACAUGGCACAAGGAUCUUGCUUUCCUAGGUUUGCAUAUCGAAAAAAUGAAGUUUCCACACAGAGUGGUCCGCUAUCAAGGCCAGCCUCGUUCAAGGACAGGCAAGAUGAGAAGAAAGCUCCAGCACGCAUGACAUCAUUUAAGAGCAGCUUUGAUGAAUUCAAUCCAUUCAAGAUGCUAGAUCACCUAUUCGCCGAGUGUAAGCACCAUGGUGAGACUCUGGUUUCUGAAGGAGUGAUAACAUCGAAAGAUAUUGAAGAAACAAAGUCAGGCAAAGUCGGCAGCGGAGUAAUUAAUGUUGGUUUGCCAGCAUAUGUUAUUCUCAAUGCACUCCUCCGAUCUGUGAAGGCUAAUUCCGAUGGCCUUCUUCUAAGUGAUGGCUGUGAGAUAACAUCUGACAAUAGGCCUAAGAAUACAGUAUUUGAUUGGUUCUUUGACCCUCUGAUGGUCAUUAAAGAUCAAAUCAAAGCCGAGAAUUUUACAGAAGAGGAGGAAGCAUACUUAAAAAAAAGGGUACUGCUGAUCAGCGACCCGAAACGCCUCAAGGCGACUCUUCCACAUUUGGCAUCACUGAAUGAGCGACAACAAGCAGAAAUAGAUGCAUUUGCUCGGAGAUUACAAGGGAUCACAAAGUCAAUAUCAAGGUACCCGACAUCCAAACGGCGUUUCGACGACCUUGUCAAAGCACUUUCAGAGGAACUUGAGAGAGCAAUGGGUGGCAGCCAAUCUGUCAGUGGAUCACAGUUUCAAAGGCUAAGAAGUGGUGUCGCUCGAAUGCUUAGCCAGAGAUCGAUGGGGAAAACAGCAAUCAUCCGAGGCGACGAUCAAGAGGCUCAACUUACAAGUAACGGCCGUGACACAUAAUAUUUCAGAAAAGAACUGAAGAGAAAACCUCCAUUGUCCAUAUGUGUUUCCUGAGCUUCUUUCAAAUAAUAUUUGAAAAAGCUCAGGAAAGUAUGUCCAUUCUCUGUAUGUGUUUCCUGAGUUUUUCACAAACUUUGUAUAGAAGAGCUUACGCUGGUGUGCGAGCAAUAGUUCGAGGCAGUCUUUACAAGAACUGUAUGUUGCAAAUUUGCAAAACUCCUUUCAGAAAGCAAAGCCCCUCUCUUGUAUCAUUGACACCCCAAAUGAGAUACAACAUUUUGGUGUGUGCCCAUCUGCUUAUUGCAUAUUUGAACAGCAGGUGUAAUUUGACAUUGCGUAA